AUGUCAACAACAAAUAAUCAAAGACAACCAUUAGAUGGAGUAAUAGUAUUAGAGAUGGCAGGUCUUGCACCUGUACCUUACUGUGGAAUGAUACUUGCAGACUUUGGAGCUACAGUUAUACGUGUGGAUAGAGUAGUCAAUGGUGAGGCAGUUGCAACACCAUUCGAUCAUCUCACUCGUGGAAAGCAAUCGAUUGCCAUUGAUCUAAAGUCUGCACAGGGUCGAGAACUACUCGCUACAUUGGCGCAACGAGCUGAUGUACUGAUCGACUCUUUCCGACCUGGCGUCAUGGAGAAGUUGGGUCUGGGACCACAACAACUGAUGAUCAAUGCACCACGGUUGAUCUACGCACGACUCACUGGAUUCGGACAGACUGGACCCUAUUCCAAGAUGGCCGGACACGACAUUAACUACAUUGCACUGUCUGGCGCACUGUCAUUGUUGGGUCGUCACAAUGAGAACCCAUUGUUCCCUUCCAACUACUUGGGUGACUUUGCCGCUGGUUCAUUGUUGUGUGCACUUGGCAUUGUACUGGCAUUGGUGGAACGAUCGAGCAGUGGCAGAGGCAAACUCAUUGAUGCGAGCAUGAUGGAUGGUGCUGCCUAUCUCUCGACCUUUAUGUGGCAGCUCAAGAAGAAGGGUGGCAUGUGGGAUGGUGAGCGAGGCACAAACAUGUUGGACAGUGGCGCACACUACUACGAAGUGUACAAGACACGCGAUGGUCGAUACAUGUCUGUUGGAGCGAUAGAGCCACAGUUCUAUGAGUGUCUGAUCAAGGGUCUCGGGUUGGACGGUCGAACUGACCUGCCCGAGCAGAACGAUCAGGCCGAGUGGCCACGCAUGAAGAAGUUGCUACAGGAGAUCUUUAUGACCAAGACCCGAGAUGAAUGGGAGUCUGUGUUCUUUGGUACAGAUGCAUGUGUGGCACCAGUUCUAGAGUUGGAAGAGUUACCAAGUCAUCCACAAUCAAAAGCUCGUUCAUUAAUGUUUCAAUCAAAGUCGUCGGCGGCGUCAACAGAUGUCAAUGAUCAAGAGAUGAUGUCAUCACCAAGAAUUUUUAAUAUGGUUGCUGAUAAUCAUAAUCAAUUAUCGUUGGCAUCAUCUUUGGAAACACAACAGAAAGAACAAAUACAAAGAUUGGCUGAUAGAUGUAAACAACUUCCACUAAAUGCUGGAGCCAAUACGACCAAUAUUCUCAAACAGUUUGGAGUUGAACAAUAUCAAAUUGAGAAGUUAUUAUCAAACAAAUAUGUUGUACAGGAUAAUAAUAUAAUAAUGGCCAAGUUG
Messenger RNA from Acytostelium subglobosum LB1, 1287 nucleotides. RefSeq lists its product as hypothetical. Lineage: Eukaryota; Evosea; Eumycetozoa; Acytosteliales; Acytosteliaceae. The annotation marks the transcript as partial. Gene Ontology annotation, molecular function: catalytic activity. The transcript has a single exon. The record is from RefSeq and is a predicted model, not a curated record.